CUUUCAUCAAGCCAGGGCCAAUCUUCUUGGAUCCAUCGUUAUCCUUCGUGCAUCAGCCUCGUUCUCAAGAUCUUUGACAACGCUUCUUUGUCGCUAUGCAUUACGCAGAGCAACCCACGCCCCCUUUCAAUUCACCUUAUCAGACGCAUGCAUCGAGGUCCAACUCCUUACUUGAGCCUCCCUACCUAUCUCCACGGCGAGACGAAUCCAUGCCAAAAUAUCCGCAAGGUCUGGGGCUCUACACUUAUCACCACCAAGUUCACACAACUCUUCCUCCAUCACCAUCACCCUCGGAUUCUUGGUCAAGCCAUGUCUCCAGCGGCGCCUCUCCUCUUGUAACACAUGCUAUCGCGGAUCCUUAUGCAUCAGGAGCAUUCGAGCAUCCAAUCGUUCGAUCUCCUCACCCUUGGGAAGGCGCCCAAUUAUCGCCACGGUCAUCGAUAUCGUCUGCGGCGAUUGUACCUGUGUAUCCUCAUACUGGACGUGAUGACGCCUACCACGACAUGAAUCAAGGAAUGGGAGCAGUGAACCAAGAAGGCCACGGCUGGCCUCACGAUGUACGCUAUGCACACAACGGGUCAACGUUGCCAUCACUACGCCAGCAACCAAUGACCGUUGCGCCUGAGAGAUUGCUCAGUACCAUGCUGCCCUACGAGAAUGCGUACAACUCGCCUCCACAAGCUAGCCUUGAGCCUACACCUACGACCUAUGUACAUCAGACCUUUCUUCGUGGACCCAGCGAGUCAAGUACAGCCUCACGCACGGAGUUCCCUCGGGCUUCUAACCACUCUGCACGUCCACAGCGUGCUCGUAAUUCACGACACACCUCACCCUCUGACGCCCUCUUUUAUUGCACACCUUGCAAGAAGGGAUUCGCUCGUAACUUCAACUAUAGGCAACAUCUAGAGACUCACAACAAGAGUCGCCCGAGGCCACAUGUCUGUUAUUACGAGGACUGCAAGAAAGGGUUCUUUCGUAAGACCGAUCUGGACAGACACCACAAGAGCGUUCACCUGAAGACAAAGGAUGAGAAGUGCCACAAAUGCCCUUCUGUGUUUUCGCGGAAAGAUACUUGCGACAGGCACAUGAGAGACGGUUGUCCUCGGCGCCGUGAAGUGUCGCGCCAUGAAGUGUCAGAGUAUCGAGCAAGACUCUAGAAAGGGAGGAUGUCUGAAAUAUGAAUUGUAUAUGAGCGUGGGCGGGACACUUGAGCAUCAUUUACUGUCUUGCAUCUGCAGUCAGCUGUUGGCACACUACUAUCGUGUAUAUGGUUUGGAGGCGUUCUGGUUUUGAAGUACAUACAACCAUCAUAACAGAAUACAUGGUUUGCUAAAAACAUGUAAAUGUUCGCAC
Molecule: messenger RNA, 1353 nt
Organism: Boeremia exigua
Lineage: Eukaryota; Fungi; Ascomycota; Dothideomycetes; Pleosporales; Didymellaceae
Exons: 2
Coding region: 96-1157 (353 amino acids)
Biological process (GO): regulation of transcription by RNA polymerase II
Cellular component (GO): transcription regulator complex; PcG protein complex
Molecular function (GO): DNA-binding transcription factor activity, RNA polymerase II-specific; RNA polymerase II cis-regulatory region sequence-specific DNA binding
Source: RefSeq, a predicted model, not a curated record